Thamnophis sirtalis is the source of this 891-nucleotide messenger RNA. NCBI's taxonomy places the organism in Eukaryota, Metazoa, Chordata, Lepidosauria, Squamata, Natricidae. The record is from RefSeq and is a predicted model, not a curated record.
AUGAUCACAACUGAUAAUGCUUUAAAGAGCUAUACUUCUGAUCUUGACAUUUCUACAAGUUCUGUGGAAGAAAUAAGCACCUCUAAGUUAAGUAAAGAAAAUAUUGCACAUGAAGUGAAAUAUAAUGAGAGGCAUAUUGAAGAAAUCUGUAUAUGCUGUGGAGGGUUUGAGAUUCACACUCAACAUCCUUUGUUUCAUGGCGGAAUGUGUGCUCCUUGUUCGGAAAGGUUUUUUGAAAGAUUCUUCCUGUGUGAUGAUGAUGGCUACCAAGCUGAUUGUACCAUCUGCUGCUGGGGCAAAACUCUAAUAAUGUGUGAUCAUUCAGCAUGUCACAAAUGCUUUUGUGAAGAAUGUGUGGACACCCUUGUUUAUCCUGGGUGUGCAGAAGAAAUAAAAGAAACAACUACCUGGAUAUGCUUCAUGUGUGCACCUCAAUAUGUAAAUGGAUUGCUAAAGAGGAGAAUAAAAUGGCAUGCAGUUCUGAAACAUUUCUAUGAUCAAGAAUCUAACAGCCCUAAUAUAUGGAUAUAUCAGCUAUUGUCUCCAUGGGAGAGAAAGUCAAUCCACGUGCUUUCACUUUUUGACAAUAUUACAGAGGAAUUGAAAAGCUUUGGGUUUUUAGGGGAAAGGAGAGGCAAUGGGUACCUAAAGUACAUGGACGAUGCCACAGAUGUGAUAAGAACAAAUAUAGAAGAAUGGGGUCCAUUUGAUUUUAUUUUUGGCUCAACUCCUCCUGUAGCAAAAUUUUAUAAACAUCCAUCUGGAUUUCAAGACAGCAACCUAGUGUACUCUGACAAAAGUUUUAUAUGCCAGUUUAAGCUCAGCAAUGGUGACUGCCUUGUUUUGAUGGUCUUUAUGGCUGAGUGGGGACUUGAAUCUGAAUCAUCUUAG